Messenger RNA from Geodia barretti, 377 nucleotides. Lineage: Eukaryota; Metazoa; Porifera; Demospongiae; Tetractinellida; Geodiidae. The record is from the annotation of a GenBank genome assembly.
CACCCAAGCUGCUGUCUGUGGACACAAGACAGGAGACCAACCACUCCAUCCUGGUCACAUGGGAGGUGGCUUACGAUGGGGGUUCACCCAUCACCCAGUUCAUCAUCACUGUCUCCCCUCACUCCCCACGUACCCGUCGACAGGAGGGGGGCGUGGUCUACCAUGUGGACUCCUCUGUCGGCUCUCUGCUGACAAGGCCACUGGAGACUGGGAGGAGGUACCUGGUGACCCUCUCUCUGGAGAAUUCUCGCGGGGAACAGAGCUACAGCCUCAGUGAGUAUGUUGGUCAUGUGGAGAGUGUUUCGUGUGACUUUGAGUCUCAGCAGGUCUGUCCGUGGAGACUGGAGGGAGGGACACUCACUGACACACCUUCAGGU